AACGACCAUUUUUUUGUCUGUGUUGGCACACCACAGAAGAAUCGAGUAGUAGGAAAUACUUUUUGGCGUUCAGGUGGGACUGUAUCGUAUUACGUACACAAGGUACUUGCUGCUGUACUUAGCUUUUAUCCUGUGCUCCUUGUGAAGCCGGCACCCGUUUCGGAUGAUUGUACCGACCCUCGUUGGAAGUGGUUUAAGGGUUGUCUUGGCGCGCUGGACGACACACAUAUUAGUGUAUUAGUACCGAAUGAUGACAAACCACGUUACAGAUCGAGGAAAUGGCAGAUAGUAACAAAUGUUUUAGCCGUUUGUGAUCGUCAAAUGCAGUUUGUGUACUUGCUCCCUGGGUGGGAAGGUUCUGCAGGAGACUCCCGCGUCUUGAAAGAUGCAGUUUCCCAUGCUGGUGGGCUUAAAGUACCGCAAGGUUGCUAUUACCUUUGCGAUAAUGCUUACGCAAAUUGCAAUGGGUUCCUCACACCCUUCAAGGCAGUACGCUAUCAUCUCAAGGAGUGGGGUCCUGACACUGAAGCUCCCCAAAACCCGAAAGAAUUAUUCAACAUGCGACAUACCAAAGCGCGCAAUGUGAUUGAACGCGCAUUUGGAGUUUUGAAGAUGCGGUGGGGCAUUCUAAGGAGCGCAUCAUUUUAUCCUAUAAAAACGCAACUCCGUUUAAUCAUGGCAUGUUUCUUACUCCAUAAUUUCAUUCGACGUAAAAUGGAGGUGGAUCCCGUGAAAGUUGAGUUAGACGCAACCAUGGGAAUCGCGAACGCAGAUGAAGAUCACAGUGGUGGGGAUUAUGUCGGUUGUGUUGAGCCGUCAUCUGAGUGGACUCAGUUCAGAGACAGUAUAGCAAUGGACAUGUGGAAUAACAGAUGAAGCAUAAUGAAUCGGAUUUUAACUAAAUGUCUUUGCAUUGAGAUUACAAUGUUCUGUUUUAAUUGACCUUAUUGUACUACUAGUUACAAGACUUUGCUACUGUUUUGAUGAAAUACGUAUGUUGCUCAA
Molecule: messenger RNA, 1005 nt
Organism: Salvia splendens (bonfire salvia)
Lineage: Eukaryota; Viridiplantae; Streptophyta; Magnoliopsida; Lamiales; Lamiaceae
Exons: 3
Coding region: 322-876 (184 amino acids)
Source: RefSeq, a predicted model, not a curated record